AAGAGCAAAUGCAAAACUCGAACCUGAAACAGAUUUCACGAGCAAAUCACGAAUCUGGGAGCAGGACGGGCGGUGCUAACGAACCCACGAACGGAACACACAAGAGUCCGGGCGUUGGACGUUUCAUUCCUUGUUCAAUCAGAAAUGGCGCCUACAAAGAAAUCGAAGAAGCGCAACAAGGAUUCCAAGAAACUGAAGAAACGUAAAAAUUUGAGCGUUGUUCCCAUGGAGCCCAGAGCAUCAGACCCUGAUUGGUGGGAAAUUUUCUGGCACAAGAACUGUUCCCUCUCAGGUUCUCCUGGACGUAAUGAUGAAGCAGCUGGAUUCAAGUAUUUCUUUCGAACGUCGAAAAAAACUUUCGACUACAUUUGUUCCCUCGUACGAGAGGAUCUCAUUUCAAGGCCACCGUCUGGGCUUAUCAAUAUUGAAGGGAGACUUCUUAGUGUAGAGAAGCAGGUUGCAAUUGCUAUGCGAAGAUUGGCAUCGGGUGAAUCGCAAGUUUCUGUGGGAGCUGCCUUUGGAGUUGGCCAGUCCACAGUCUCUCAGGUUACUUGGAGAUUUGUCGAAGCUUUGGAGCAACGUGCGAAGCACCAUCUUCAGUGGCCGAGUUCCUCUAGAUUGGAGGAAAUCAAAUCACAGUUUGAAGCUUUCUUUGGUUUGCCUAAUUGUUGUGGAGCCAUAGAUGCAACACACAUCAUUAUGACACUUCCAGCUGUACAAACAUCAGAUGAUUGGUGUGAUACCAACAAUAAUUACAGUAUGUUCUUGCAGGGAAUUGUUGAUCACCAGAUGAGAUUUAUUGAUAUUGUAACUGGUUGGCCUGGGGCCAUGACGACUAGUAGGUUAUUAAAGUGUUCACGAAUUUUCAAACUAUGCGAUGCCGGUGAACGUUUGAAUGGGAAUGUAAAGAAGUUCUCUGGAGGGUCAGAGAUCAGAGAAUACUUAGUUGGUGGAGUUGGUUAUCCUCUUCUUCCUUGGUUGAUUACUCCUUACGAAAAUGAUAACCUAUCGCCGUUGAAUUUCAACUUCAAUGCUGUGCAAGGAGCUGCAAAAUUGCUUGCUGUGAGGGCAUUCUCUCAGUUGAAGGGCAGCUGGAGAAUCCUCAACAAGGUGAUGUGGAGACCCGAUAAGCGGAAGCUGCCAAGCAUUAUACUGGUAUGCUGUUUACUUCAAAACAUUAUAAUUGACAAUGGAGAUGAGUUACAACCAGAUGUUGCUUUAUCUGGUCAUCAUGAUUUGGGAUAUCAGGAGCAUUGUUGUAAACAGUUAGAUCCAUUAGGGAACAAUCUAAGGGAAAACUUAGCCAAGCACUUGCAUCAAAAUAAAGAGAGAGUUUGUUCUUCGUAAGACUCGAAAUUGCAUUGGUUUCCAAGAACUUGUCAACGGUCUGGUAUAACUUAGAUUUGUAAUUACAACUGAUGAAGCAAUUCAUAUUUUGUUCAAAAUUUUCCCCAUUGUGAAGAGGAGUAUUUAAGUCGUGUCAUUUUAGUUUCUGUAUGUAUAUAUUCUUCACUGAAAACUCCUAUUUUCCUUUGGGAGAUUAGUCAAAGGGCUCUUAAUACACGUCACAAAGUUCAGCGGCGCUUACCUUACUACAUUGCUCUCUCACUUAACUGCUGUCCUUAUGCACGGCAGAAUCUGAUACACCUGACUAUUUGUUCAUCACCUGCAAUUAUGCUGCUAGACUUUGGAAGGAAAUUACUCUCCUUUGGGUGACUGACUGCCCUUCUCAAUGAGAUCAUUAAUCUCCUCACUUAUACCCUAACCGGUCAACCUUUCACUGAUGGUAAAAGAAUUAUGUGGAUUCACCUUAUUAGGGCCUUCUUAUGGGGCAUUUGGAAUGAACGUGACAACCGCUUCUUCAAACGAUAAGGGAAUCACCUUUGAUAGGCUAUUUGAACACACUGCAUUCCUUGCUUUCACUUGGUGCAAAUGCACAACCUUCUAUAGCUCUUAUUCUCUUUCUUCUCUUUUAACCAAUUGGAGAAAUCUUUUGUAGCUCCUUUGGAUUGGUCUUUUUGCUCUUCUUUUGUAGAUUUCAUGCAUCAGUACAUCAAUGAAAUUUGUUUAUUAUAAAGAGAAAGGAAAAAGAAAACUCCUAUUUGCUACAGUUAUGUAAAGAGGCAAGAUGAAGUUACAAAAUAGCACGAUAAAGGACGAACGGAGUAUCUCACAUCAUUUAAGAGGAGUUGACUCCUUAUUAGCAUAUUGAGACAAAUUGCAGCACUUUCGGGUUGUGGAUUAUAUAACUCCCCCAUUUUGAUAACAAAAACGAGGAAAUGAGCAUAAAGUUGAAGUCUGUUAUUGGCACCUUGAAAGCUUUUUCAUUUUCUCCUUGGUUCCUUUAAUCCUUUCAUGGUUUUCCAGGAAAAUGUAGGAGUUGCAUCUGGAAAGCCUAACAGACAAAGCGUAGUUUACUUGGAAUUAAUGUUUGAGUACAAUUACUCCACAACUAACCUCACAAAAUUUCAUUUUCUAAGUUCUAAUUCAUUUCACUCAAGUGGAAGGAAAAAGUGUGACAGGGGCCCACAACGCCUCCAUGUUGGACUCAUGAAUCAACAGCUUAAGACUCAAGCUUUUGGCUUUCUUUUGUUUGUGCAUUGAUGUUUAGCCCUAUAAUUUUGAAGCUGUAGAUUUUGGGGGAGAACCAUUCUGCAUCUAUAUCAGAGGCUCCAUUGCAGUAUGCAAAGAAAGACACCAGAAGAUAUAAUUGGAGAAGAUCGAGCUGUAGGGAGUCUUUUUCUUACUAAUAUAUUUUAUUUGUAAUUUUAUUCCAAUUGUAACUAAAUUAUGCAUUGGUGCAGCCAUAUGUUUUGGAUGACUUCCCAUCACUUUUGAGUCAAGCUGCUCAGUCUGUAGCUAAGGUGCGCUCUACUUCCUUCACAUUCAGGGAUGUAUGGUAGUUUGUAGUGUAAUGUAAUCCAAAACUCAUGUUUGAAUUGAGCGUUUUGAGCUCGAUUUGUAAUACAAAAUUCAUUCUGAUUUUCUAGUCAAUUCAAUCAUUUUUCUCAUUGUUUUUA
Molecule: messenger RNA, 3020 nt
Organism: Cucumis sativus (cucumber)
Lineage: Eukaryota; Viridiplantae; Streptophyta; Magnoliopsida; Cucurbitales; Cucurbitaceae
Exons: 2
Coding region: 145-1347 (400 amino acids)
Cellular component (GO): PRC1 complex; ESC/E(Z) complex
Molecular function (GO): chromatin binding
Source: RefSeq, a predicted model, not a curated record